CGUGGCGCGAACCAUGUGUCGACUCAAAACUUAUCAAUAACAAACUCGGAAGGAGGCCUGCAAUCCUGAAGUUUGGGCGUUAUUCAUUAAAAUGUCGGAGCUAUUACGCGAACCCACGGAGGAGCAGAUAAAAGUACCGAGGGCAACCUGUAGCUACGACAACCAUUGCUCGCAGUUUCUGGUCAAAGAACGCAACUACAGUCGACAAUAUGCUCACUUGUACGCACAACGUUUGAAAUGCUUUUAUCCAACACUGGAAAAGACAGUUAGAAGAAAAUGGGGAAGCGAUGUUAAUAUUCGGAAGUUGUUUGAAUUGAAGAAAGGUGAAAAAUGCUGCGUGAUAGGAACCAUAUUCAAAAGUAUGGAAUUAAGACCAAAUAUUCUCAGAGAAAUUAGUGAUGAGCAUAAUUUAAUGCCGCAGCCUGUGAGAGAGAAGUAUAUUAGCGACAAAGACACACUCAUUCUAGAAGAUGAUUUACAGAGGAUAUCAUUGGUCGACAACAUUGAUGUCUCCAAAGCAAUCAUAGGAACAGUUGUAGCUGUUUUAGGAAAAGAAGGCGACUCAAGUAAGUUUGAGGUGGAGGAGUACUCAUUUGUUGACUUACCAGCACAGAUACCUGCUGCACCACCGGAACAGGACAGGUUUGUACUGCUGGCGUCUGGACUAGGAGUUGGCCAAACAGGUCAACACCUAAUGAAUCUACAGAUGAUGGUUGACAUGGUAACUGGUAACUUAGGUGAUGUUGAUGAUCAGAAGAUGACUGCAAACAUUGUGCGAGUCAUCAUUGCCGGUAACAGUCUAAGCGUUAAAAAUCAGGAUAAAGGCGCUAUGACAAUGGCCAAGUACUUGACUAGGAAUACAUCUCCAAUCAGCAGUGCUGCAGUCAAGAACCUGGAUGAUAUUUUGGCACAACUGGUGGCAGAAUUGUUUUGCCUGCCUUGUUUAACUUUUAUUGUGAUGCAAUAUGUUUCUAUACCAGUUGAUGUAAUGCCAGGGGAGCAGGACCCUGCUAACUUCACCCUCCCCCAACAGCCCCUUCACCGGUGUAUGUUCCCUCGCGCGAAAGUCUACUCAUCUUUAAACCUGGUAACCAAUCCUUAUGAGGCAUCAAUAGGCAGUUUUAGAUUCUCGGGUACUUCGGGGCAGAAUGUUGAUAGUAUUUACCGCAUCACGACGAUAGAUGACCGAAUGGAGAUCCUAGAAACGACGCUAAGAGCUGGACAUAUGGCGCCAACUGCACCUGAUUUGUUAGGUUGUUAUCCAUAUUUCAACAAUGACCCUUUUAUCUGUACCACCUGCCCCCAUGUCUAUUUCGCUGGAAACCAGCCAAAGUUUCAAACCAAAAGAUUAACAGAUUCUUUAGGCAAGAAGAUUACGCUGAUAUGUAUCCCAGAAUUCCACUCUACCCAUACAUGUGUACUGCUUAACCUUCGAACUAUGGAAUGUCAACCUUUGACCUUUGAUAGUGACAUAGUGGAGGAACCGUGUGAUGUUGAAAUGGCGGAUGAGGAUGCAAUUGAGAAGUGAUGAUCAGUUAGGCUUCCAAUGUCAAAUACAAAUAAAGCCUUUGUUGAGCUAAUAAUGUUUAAGUAUAUUAAUACCUUAGCCACGAGGUUAUGCAGACCUGGGGCAAAUGCAGGAUUUGGUGGUAAGGGGUGUGUGUAGUGGAGUAUAUGAGAGUCCACACUACCUCAGCCUCACAGGUUGGGGCUGAAGUUAGAAAAUUGCACUCUCAUAGUAGAUAUAAUUUCAUUUAUUUUCAUAUCAACAAUACAAUAUUUUUUUCGUAAUACUAUUUAGGGGUGUGCGAUCACAUUGUCUGCUACACCCCCUGCAUCCGCCCCAGCAGACCCUAUUUUGAGUAACUCCCAUUUCAAAAACAUGCAUCUUCAUUAAACAGUACAGUACCACAUAAUUUUUGGUAUUAAUUAUUUAAUGUACAGUUCACGCAGUGACAAAAAAUACUCUGAUGCUUAUAACCGCCAUGAAAUUGAGUAAUGCUAUCAGCAUUUGUGACCAGCUGCUACAGUAUAUGAGUUAGCGAAUGCCACCAAGCACAAGAUUCCAGGGAUUUCAAGUUGGAAGCAAUCCCUUUCGGUCGCUCUGGUUUAAAUGAACGUUUGUAACAUGAUUAAUUUUAUUGCGAGACAAUUUAGAAAACAGUAGUAAAAACAUGAUUUUGCGGGCGAUUGUUUAUUUUUCGGGAGAUUUUUGUUCGCUAACGAGAUUGUGGAAAGACUGUCCCGAAUUUCAGGAAACUCAAGUGACAACUCCCGGGAAACUUGAAAGCAGUGAGAGUGAAUUUUCAGCUGUUUUUUUUUUUUUUUUUAAUACUGUACUGUAAAUAUGAUUGUUAGGAUAUUUUGUUUUUGGCAAAUAACAAUGUAUUACUAUAAGAUAAUAAUACUAUAAGAUAUUAAUAUACAUUACUGUAUGUAUUUAUUUUUUUGGUAUUCUAAAUAGAUAAUAUCUAUAUAAACUAAAAUUGUUUCAUGCUUUUUUAAUUUUUACUAUUAGAUUUUCAUAGCUUUAUUUGCUAUUUUCAAAUUUAUUUAGAAUAUUGCUAUUAUUUUUAAUUUUAUACUGUAUAUUGUAUUAAACUCAAUUACUUAUUAUGUACAAUUUCUAUCCACAACAGUGGAUGGUAGAUAAAAAAAAUAACAGUACGGAACCACAAUCAUAAUAAACUUGCAUUUUGUGACACGUUUAAGUGCAUAAAUCUCUAUUA
Messenger RNA from Anneissia japonica, 2729 nucleotides. RefSeq names its product DNA polymerase delta subunit 2-like. The record is from RefSeq and is a predicted model, not a curated record. The transcript has 12 exons. Gene Ontology annotation, molecular function: DNA binding. Bases 92 to 1528 code for a protein of 478 amino acids. Gene Ontology annotation, cellular component: delta DNA polymerase complex. Gene Ontology annotation, biological process: DNA strand elongation involved in DNA replication; DNA replication. Lineage: Eukaryota; Metazoa; Echinodermata; Crinoidea; Comatulida; Comatulidae.